Molecule: messenger RNA, 951 nt
Organism: Galeopterus variegatus (Sunda flying lemur)
Lineage: Eukaryota; Metazoa; Chordata; Mammalia; Dermoptera; Cynocephalidae
Product: olfactory receptor 1N2
Exons: 1
Coding region: 1-951 (316 amino acids)
Biological process (GO): G protein-coupled receptor signaling pathway
Cellular component (GO): membrane
Molecular function (GO): olfactory receptor activity; G protein-coupled receptor activity
Source: RefSeq, a predicted model, not a curated record
AUGAGAAAACCCAUCAAAGUGAACCAAACUGCUGUUUCAGACUUCCUCCUCCUAGGAAUCUCUGAGCCAGAGCAGCAGCCUCUCCUGUUUGGCAUCUUCUUGGGCAUGUACCUGGUCACCCUGGUGGGAAACUUGCUCAUCAUCUUGGCCAUCAUCUCUCACCCACACCUCCAUACUCCCAUGUACUUCUUUCUAGCCAACCUAUCAUUAACUGAUAUCUGUUUCACUUCUGCCUCAGUCCCCAAAAUGCUGACCAACAUUCAUACCCAGAGUCAGACCAUCUCUUAUUCUGGUUGCCUUACACAGCUAUAUUUCCUCCUUAUGUUUGGUGGCCUUGACAACUGCCUCCUGGCUGUGAUGGCAUAUGACCGCUAUGUGGCCAUCUGCCAGCCCCUCCAUUACAGCACAGCUAUGAGUCCCCAACUCUGUGCACUAAUGCUGGCUAUGUGCUGGGUGCUGACCAACUGUCCUGCCCUGAUGCAUACGCUGCUGCUGACCCGUGUGGCUUUCUGUGCCCAGAGGGCCAUCCCCCACUUCUACUGUGACCCCAGUGCUCUACUGAAGCUUGCCUGCUCAGAUACCCACGUUAAUGAGCUGAUGAUCCUCGCCAUGGGCUUGCUGUUCCUCACCGUUCCCCUCUUGCUGAUCGUCUUUUCCUAUAUCUGCAUUUCCUGGGCUGUGUUUGGCAUCUCAUCCCCCGGAGGGCGAUGGAAGACCUUCUCUACCUGUGCUUCUCAUCUCACAGUGGUUCUGCUCUUCUAUGGGUCUCUUAUGGGUGUGUAUUUACUGCCCCCAUCAACGUAUUCUGCAGAGAGGGAAAGUAGGGCUGCCAUUCUCUAUAUGGUGAUUAUUCCCAUGCUAAACCCAUUCAUCUAUAGCCUGAGGAACAGAGACAUGAAGGAGGCUUUGGGUAAACUUUUUGGCAGUGGGAAAAUAUUCUUCUCACCGUGA